UUUUGCUCUCUACGUGGGGGCCGUGGGGGUGAACUUCAUUAAUUUAAACUUUAUUUAGUAAGCACAUUACCAAAUUAUUGGCAAUUCAGUCAAGGAUUAUUCGCACAAAUUAAUUUACGUGUUGGUGCUAGGUUUAAUAGUGAUGUGCUGGCAAUUCCUUUAUUGAGUCCUGUUUUUCACUCCGUCCUGCAAAAUGUGGAAAAAGUGCAACCUCAGCCGAAAUCAGUACUUCCUGGUGGGGCUGUUGAUCGGUUUCCUUUACAGUUACUAUCUGCCCCAGGAUUUGACGGAAAUCGUCACCGAGUGUCCGGAAGCAACCGAGCGGGAGCAUCAGCUGGCCGAAGAGGCGCGCUAUGGCAGCGAGUUCGAACCGCAGCUCAAUUUAGAGCAAAAACCAAUGACGGCCAAAAAGCAGGUGAAAAACAUUGUCCGUCCUCGCUACUACUAUACGGAGUUGGGCAUUCGCGAAAAACUGUUCGUCGGAGUAAUGAGUACGCAGGAAAACAUCGAUUCGCUGGCGACGGCGAUUAACAAAACGUCUGCGCAUUUGGUGAACAAAAUCAAGUUUUUCAUCAACGCCGAUAAUGUGAAGGCCAACUUUAAGCUGAAGAACAUUGUAGGUUUUACGGAUACUCGGGAAAAUCUGCGACCGUUUCACGUUUUGAAAUACAUAGCUGAUAAUUAUCUGGAUGAUUAUGAUUACUUUCUGUUGGUUUCGGACACUUCCUACGUCAAUGCUCGACUUCUAAGGGAACGAUUGUCUCAUAUCAGUAUCAGUUUUAACAUUUACAUGGGAACUCCUCAUACAGCUAGCUCGAUGGAAGAAGACGAGAAGCCUUCCGAUACUCAGUACUGUGAUCUUCACGCGGGCAUUGUUCUUAGCAGCAGCGUGAUUCGUAAAAUCAGAGCCAACUUGGAUUGGUGCGUUCGCAAUGCCGUCUCCAAUCAGCACAAUCUCAACAUUGGCCGUUGCGUAAAAUAUUCUACUAAAAUUGACAGUUGUCAGACAGCGUGGCAAGGCAUUAACGUUACCAGCUACAAGCUAAACAGCUAUAAGAUAUACAGAGAUCUACACAUGAUUAAACAUGACGACGCAUUUAACAAGGCUUCUGUUAUCUAUCCAAUCACAACGGCGGACGAUUUUUACUUGCUCCACACAUAUUUUUCUCGUGUUCAUUUAGAGGAAAUCAGUCAGCAGAAAAGCACUAUCCAACAGGAAGCGUCUGCCAUUUCCAACGGCACACUUUCGAACGAUGUUCUAGAGGUUCGUUGGCCACUGGGCGUCCCAAAGCCGAACCCCCCCGAAUCACGCCACGACAUCGUCGCGUGGACUCAUCUGAACUUAACCCAUUCAUUCAUGUGGAAUUCAGAAGUCAACGUUCGCCGUUUGUCGGCUGUCGAUUCGGAGGAUAUGCAAAACAUUCUAAAUAAAACUAUUUUGGAAGCUUACCGAACCCAACCGGAACUAGAGUACCGUCAACUGCAUUCGGCUUAUCGUCGAUUUGACGCCGUCCGUGGUAUGGAUUACCGACUGCAUCUAACGUUCUACGACCGCAAACGGCGAACGUCGGUUCUGAAGAGUUUUGAAGUCGUCAAACCGAUUGGAUUAAUCGAAAUCGUCCCCUCGCCGUACGUUACGGAGAGCACCCGGAUUGCUAUACUGCUGCCGACGUUCGAACAUCAGGUGGCGGAAGCAUUGCAGUUCGUGCAAAGUUACGAGCGCAUCUGCAUGGACAAUCAGGAUAACACGUUUCUAAUGCUGAUUUUCUUCUAUCGAAUGGAUACACCGAGUAAAGGUGAAGGCGAUGUGUUUCUGCCACUCAAAAACCUCGCCUUGGGUUUAACGGAGAAACACAAACAGGACGGAUCUCGCAUCGCCUGGGUUUCGAUACGUUUGCCACCGGAACUAAGUCAACCUGCCAGUCCGAAUCACCUGCUGUCGACUUCUUUAUACGGACCGAACCAACUGCUCAGCUUUGCAGCAACAGAUCUAGCGCUGCGAAAAAUUGGUCUCGACAGUUUGGUAAUGGUGUGCUCGAGUGGAGCCACCUUCCGUGCGGACUUCUUGAACCGAGUACGCAUGAAUACUAUCGCCGGCUUUCAGGUGUUCGCUCCUAUCGGAUUCACCAUGUAUCCAUGCGCGUGGACUCGACAGUGCAAAGAGUGCGAGGGAUGUGAUGUUGGCCAAAGCAGCGGUUACUUUGAUCGAGCCAACUAUGAUGUGAUAUCGUUUUACAGUCGGGACUACGUGGAGGCUCGAAAACUGCUGGAACAGAAAUUGCCUAUCGUUCUAAGCGAUAGAGACAUUGGCAAUCUGGUCAACUACACCCAAGAAACGUCAUCUCCCGAUAGGAUCGAGAAUGUGGUGGAGUUAUUCGUUAAAGCGGACACUAAAAUCCACGUACUCAGGGGAAUUGAACCAAAUCUACGGCUUGGGCGAGCUGUGGAAAACUUCCUAAGCCACGAUCCGGAAGGAGAUGCGUUGAUGCGGCUUCACUGUGAAGAAACGAACGAAGAGCACUGUGUUCGAAUCGCUUCCAAGAAGCAAAUCGGGGACGUCCUAGUGCAGUACGCGCAUAGCAAUUCGGAAAAAGCCUCCCCAGAGAAGUAAGCUGAUUUCCAUGAGCGUUAGAUUAUAGAAAAAUUAUAUAUUCGUCAGGAAAAUAUUUUAAACUAUAUCAUGUGAAAUAAAAGUGCCUUUUUUUAAAUAUCUACUAAUUUCGAUAACUGUUAACCAAUUGAAUGGCUAAGAAAGCUAACCAUAAAAAAACAUUGAUCGAGUAAAAUUCGGUGUCGCUAUUUGUGUAUAUUUGAAAACUAAAGUUUCACAUUGAAUUAAUUGUAACAUAACAAAUAUUCAAUAAGACAUAUCUACCUUUACUUUGUUUAAAAAAUUGUUUGUUGAUCACAAUUUUCUGACUGCAAUAUUCUUCUCCUACUAUUAAGUUUUACAACUAUAAAAUGAAUAUAAUUAAACAUAUAU
Sabethes cyaneus is the source of this 2983-nucleotide messenger RNA. It is a transcript of the gene Chpf, whose product is annotated as chondroitin sulfate synthase 2. The transcript is spliced from 2 exons. The coding region runs from base 194 to 2611 and encodes 805 amino acids. Gene Ontology annotation, molecular function: glucuronosyl-N-acetylgalactosaminyl-proteoglycan 4-beta-N-acetylgalactosaminyltransferase activity. Gene Ontology annotation, cellular component: Golgi cisterna membrane. The record is from RefSeq and is a predicted model, not a curated record. Lineage: Eukaryota; Metazoa; Arthropoda; Insecta; Diptera; Culicidae.